CUUUCCACACCCAGGCUGCGUGUGCAACAGAAUGAUGAUUGCUCGGUUUAUUCCCAAAUCUGCACAAUUUCAUCGAUGUCUAUCCCUAAUUUCCUCCGCACGCAAUUCGCAGCUCCAAAUCCCCUAAUCCCAAAUCCUAAUCGCAUUUCAUCGCCUCGGCCUCCUCAUUUUUCUUUCUUCUCCACCGGAGGGAACAAUGGAGGCCAUGAUUCCACCACAUCAACCACCGAUUUCUGGAAAAUGUCAUCGGAAAUUGACCAAGAUAUCCACUCCGUGUUCUCCAUGGAUCCCGGCGAUCCGCGGGAGUUUGGUGGAGGGGACGACGAGGGGCCAGUUGAAGAUUAUACACCGUGGAGUUUUUCAGGGGAAGGGAAGGAGCAACCGGGUGAUGAUUUGUUCGGCGGCGUUGAAUCCGACGGAGAAGAAAUUGGGAUUGCUAGUUUAGGAGAUGGAGUGGGAUUGGUUGUUGAAAAGAGUGAGGAGGAGAAACAGCUUGAAGCCGAGGCCAAAGCUUUGGCUGAUGCUCUCAAAGGUUCGGAUCUUUCAUUUGGUGACCUUAUAUUGGCUUCUGGGAUAACAGAUGAGAUGCUGGAUAGUUUAAUUGCACUGAAGGACUUUGAAGGCAUUCAAGGACUACUGCCUCUAUCUGAAAUAGAGGAGAAGCGUUAUGAGAAGAAUACUAAAAAGUCCGGCAGAGCUGAAAUAGAGCGCCAAAAACAAGAGGAAGCUGCCAAGGCACGCGUCAGGAAAGUAGACGAGAAGGGGAGGUCUUAUGGAACAGGGAGAAGGAAAUGCAGCAUAGCUCGUGUUUGGCUUCAGCCUGGUGAUGGAAAUUUUAUGGUGAAUGACAAAGAGUUUGAUGUAUACUUCCCUAUGCUUGAUCACCGUGCUGCUCUUCUUAGGCCUUUCUCUGAAACAAAAACAUUGGGCAUGUGGGAUAUCAAUUGUACUGUUAAAGGAGGUGGCACUACAGGUCAAGUUGGAGCAGUCCGAUUGGGCAUCAGUAGAGCAUUACAAUGCUGGGAGCCAGGAAUGCGCCCUCCUCUGAAACAAGCUGGUUUUCUGACGAGAGAUUCAAGAGUUGUGGAAAGGAAGAAACCUGGUAAAGCGAAAGCUAGGAAAAGCUUCCAAUGGGUCAAACGUUAACCAUUUUGCAGUCUUCAUCUAUGUCUCCAGUUAUACAGAAGCAGUGCUAGUUUUUGCUAGUUUUUUUAUCAAUAUGAUAUAAAGCUAGUUAGGUUUGCCGUUUUUGUAAUACUUCCUGUAGCCCCAACAUUUGUUCCGGGGCUUCUUGAUGUUUCAAUGUUCAUCGUCUUCCCCACC
Molecule: messenger RNA, 1323 nt
Organism: Salvia hispanica
Lineage: Eukaryota; Viridiplantae; Streptophyta; Magnoliopsida; Lamiales; Lamiaceae
Source: RefSeq, a predicted model, not a curated record